AUGGAUCGGUUGCCCCCCGAACUGCAUGUAAAAAUCGGCCGAUAUCUCUGGUUCAAGGAUUUAUACCAGCUGGUUCUCGUCUCGAAAUUCUGCCAUUCCAUUUUCACCCCGGAGCUUUAUCGCGAGAUUCAAUUUCGAGGAGUAUACCGGCUGUGGGAACCCAAUUUCCACAUGGACGAGGAUACCUCUUCUGCCCGAUGCCUCCCUUAUGCCAUCAUUGAAAACCCAGGUCUUGCUGGUUUCGUCCGGUCGCUGCAGUUGGUCCCAUUCAUAAAUCCGGCCCUGAGGAAUCCCUGGUUCGCUCUGCUAUUGCUUCAGCUAAAGUAUCUGCAACAUCUUUAUGUUUUCUUGCAAUGCGAUGAGCACGGGCAUGGCCAAAAAGGCCCCGCUCCCACGCCACAUUUUGACGAAGUCAUCUCCUGGGCAGCAAACCCUGAAUCAGGGAUCUUCACCCGCUUGACACAUCUCACACUUGAUGAAUCUCAAGCACGUUUUGAUUAUAAACCGCCAGGUAUAUCCGUGAUCCGCCUGAUUCCAUUUCUCGAAAUCUCUUCCUUAAGACAUAUUCGUGUUACGCGGAUUGCCGAUCAAAACGAACAAGCUCUCCCUCGCAAGUUCAACAGCAAAGUAACCCGUCUUGACGUCAAACAGUGCGAUAAAACCUUCACUCAAUUACCGCAGCUGCUCAUGGGGUGUUCAGAGCUCGAAUCCUUCACAUGGACGCUUGAGGAGUCAACACACCACCUAUUCAGGCGUCCGCACCGCCCUGGCUUUCACUGGGAACCAAACCGCGCAUAUGAUGCCAUUUACCAACUCCGCUUCACGCUGCGACACCUUAGUAUAAAAUCUCACAUAUGCCGUGGCGACCUCUACCUUCAUCACGAUGUGGAGUAUCCCCAGCCAGCAUACUUCGGGUCCUUAUGUGACUUUCCUGUCCUAGAAACCCUACAAAUGCGGAUGGUUAAUCUACUGCCUUUUCAACCCGGCACUCGUGUCCCGACUUCUCCUCUGUGGAAAAUUCUCCCAAGUUCGCUGCGGUUCCUCUCCAUAGACGGUUGCCUUAUGCAGACAUCUAAUAUGCUGUGCGAUGAGCUGGAGGACUUGGCAGCACAUUGCCAGACACAUCUCCCUCAGCUAGAAAAGGUGCACAUUGCGUAUUCCCAUUAUGAGAAGAUAAAUGGGCAACAAUGUCUAGCCUGUGAAGGCCCGGGUUCUGUCAUGUCGUACAAAGAAGUUAAGGCAGACCCGGCGAUCGUUGCUCGGCUUCGGGCAUUGGGAGUCAAAUUUAAUAAGCAAGGGGUAAGGCUCCGCCCCUUCGUCUAA
Aspergillus neoniger CBS 115656 is the source of this 1323-nucleotide messenger RNA. RefSeq lists its product as uncharacterized. Gene Ontology annotation, molecular function: protein binding. Lineage: Eukaryota; Fungi; Ascomycota; Eurotiomycetes; Eurotiales; Aspergillaceae. The transcript is spliced from 3 exons. Bases 1 to 1323 code for a protein of 440 amino acids. The record is from RefSeq and is a predicted model, not a curated record.